This is a messenger RNA of Rhagoletis zephyria (snowberry fruit fly), 780 nucleotides long. RefSeq names its product neuroglian-like. The record is from RefSeq and is a predicted model, not a curated record. NCBI's taxonomy places the organism in Eukaryota, Metazoa, Arthropoda, Insecta, Diptera, Tephritidae.
UUCAGGUAUGCAUUUUGAUUGAAUUCUCCCAUCCUCAACGUAUAUGUAAUAUAUUUGCUCGCUUUGCAAACAUCGCACAAUACAUGCAUACAUUAAUACAACCGAUAUUCGCAUUACUCCCCAGUGUUUUGGUGUUCUGUGCUUAAGUAUGAUUUUCAAAUUUAUUAAAAUUGCAUAAGUGUAAAGUUAUUCCCAAGCAUACUCAUUUAGUGCAUAUAGCACUUAGACGUAUUGAAUUAGAUUUGUGUGUAUUUGUGCAUACACUACAACAAAUGUCGUCCAUAUUCCUCACGUAAUCACAUAUUUGCAUAGACUGAACAUUCCAGACAACGCUCUCUUUCUCUGGAGGGAGAGCUUCGACAAAUAAACCACAACUCAAACAAGGAAUAUCAACAGCAUCCUGCUCGUAUUGCGUGCAGGAAUAAAAUACGUACACAUACCAACACACCAGACACAUCCAGGAUGGGGCGGCUGUCACAAAAGCUGGCCGUCCUGCUGCUGGUGGCCGUUUUAGGCUCAUCAACUGCCGAGAUAAAUUCACCGCCUCGCAUCAUCAAACAACCGCCAACAGAUGAACUGCUUUUCAAAGUCGCAGUACAAAAUAAGGAAAGUGAUAAACCAUUCAUCAUCGAAUGUGAAGCUGAAGGAAAACCAGAUCCAAGGUAAGUUUCGUCCUCUGCAACGACUAUAAUGAAAAACUCAAAAGGCUUUUCCUUCAUGGAUAUAAUAUUUUAUAUGCAUGUGAAAUGGUCAUUAUCGCUAGAGUGUACAAGUAAUUAA